Molecule: messenger RNA, 2615 nt
Organism: Folsomia candida
Lineage: Eukaryota; Metazoa; Arthropoda; Collembola; Entomobryomorpha; Isotomidae
Exons: 6
Coding region: 1173-2501 (442 amino acids)
Source: RefSeq, a predicted model, not a curated record
UGUCGACAUGUCGUAAGGUCCCACCCGCCGUCACCCCUUUGUUUUCGACGACAAUGAUGGCGGUGGUAGCGUCAGGUUUACAUUUUUCCCUAUAUCAAGUAAUUUUAAGAGCGGCAUCGUGACAACAGUCAACAGUCGUGUCCCUUGAGUCCUCGUUUGAACUUGAGAUGAGGUAUGCUUGCUUGAAGUUCACACAGUUAAUUUUUUAGAUUCCAGUUUAGGACAAAGCAUGUUUGCAUUGCAAGCCCCAACUGUAAUUAUUACUAAAGUUGUCAAGCAACCUUUGGAAAAGAGUUAUGAGAGCAUCGAGCAGUUUUGCAAAAAGUAUCUUUGUUGCAGGUGCUGGCAGGCACUCUCGACAUACACAAUGUAACGACAUUAUAAAGAGAGCCUUAAUUUCUGCAGACAUACCAAGCAUUAGGGAACCAUUAGGGUGUUGUAGGACAGAUGGAAAAAGACCGGAUGGUCUAACACUAAUACCUUACAAACAGGGACGCUCACUAAUAUGGGACUUUACAUGUACAGACACUUUUGCCCCCUCUUAUCUCUCUCACACACUUAGACAUGCUGGCACAGCAGCAAAACUAGCCGAGACCAAAAAACACAAACUUUACUCUGAACUUGAAAAACAAUAUAUCUUUGUUCCGGUGGCUGUCGAGACAUCAGGAGUAUGGGGGAUGGAAGGGUUGAAGUUCAUCCAAGAUGUUGGGAGGAGGAUGAAGGAUGUCACUGGACCAAUGUCAACAACAUUUCUCAUUCAACGGAUCAGUUUGGCAGUUCAACGCGGGAAUGCGGCAUCAAUCAUGGGAGCUGUCCCCAGUCAACGAGGAUUAGAAGAAUUAUUUUAUAUUUUAAAUGAUAGGUCGUUUUAUUUACAAAAAUCCUGUAAGGGGCCGAAUGGUGAUCUCGGACGCCUAUCCGGAUCAAGUAAAGGUUUUCCCAACCCACCAACAUCGGGUUUUUCCUCUACUCCCCAAGCCAACUAAGUGUAUUUCGUACUUUAUCAAUGUUUAUGUUAAUAAAUAAUUUUCAAUCUUUGUUGCUAUGAAGUUGUUCAGCAAUCUUGUCAUUAGAUUUUUAGCCUAAUCGUGGGUUUAUAUUUUUUACUGCAGUAGAAUAUUAUAUUCAUAAGAAUAGCCUAACUUUAAGUUUUAACCGCUUAGAAAGUCCAUAUGAAAAUGACGACGACAUACCCACCGCACUCUCUCCUUCUCGAGGACGCCAAGGGUCUCCCAGUCUUCUGGAGUGGGACUGAGGCCGUGGCGAAGCUGGUGUGGCGACUCACGCCCUCCGACACUCACAAACUCGAAAGAAUGACCGUGUCCGAAGUGCUGGAAAAGUUUUCAGCACAAGACUACAUCAAAAACUGCGUCGUCUCUCACGUCGUGUCAUCCCAGCACAAAACCACACAUCCGUGUCACAUGUCAGACAACUUUUCAUCUCUCUGGGGCAUCAACAAUGGUGGGUGUGGUCGAGGCGUCACCGUGAAACUCGUCUUGGAUUCGAGCUAUGCCGAAAUUCCACGUGAGAUUUCAUCAAAAUAUCUUCUCAUCCUCGCUGAAAUGAGUAAAAAGCGAAUUUUCUGGGAUGGACGAAGACCCGUUUCCAAUCUCAUCUUCAGAGUUAAUGAAUCUCAGAUGCUGACCACGGUGGACACCACGUUACGCAAGUUCAUGGCUCUAAAUUACCUUCGCAGUCGCAAGAUCAAGCUAGAGCUGGUGGUCGCAAAGAGGGAGGAGCGAAAAACUAGUGGGGUUAAGGGAGAUGACAUUCUUGGGUCGCUUUUCACUGGAACAAGCGCCUCUCUCCGAGUGUCGAUGAAAUCCACGAUAAUUCCAAAGCAGCCGCAGCCGCUUCAGAACACGGUGAUCUUUGGCGAGGAGGCAGGGGCGCAAAUUGUGAGCAAGAAAUCGGACAUUUUUCACCCCACAACCACCACCACGGAAGAGACAGGAGUGGUGAGUGACCAUUCCUUGGAGUCGUUCUGGCUGGAUGGCAACUGGAGUGAGAUUCGAGAACGGGUUCAAUACCAAAUUGAAGCCUUGGACUCACUGCGAAGGGAGAGAGAAAUUCCUACAGAAUUCGACGAAGCUUUGGCUGAAGAAAAACAAUUAUUGGAGUCAUCUCUGCGUCGCCGGAGUCGGAGUGUGGAGCAAGUGUGGCGUCACUAUGAGCAGCUCAAGGCCCGAGUGGCCUCAGGCAUGGGGUCCUUCCCCUACAAAUCUGGUGAGUUGAGUGAUGGGCCCACUCCUUCGACACCCGUCCUCCUCCCCUUGGAGGACCCAUCACCCCCAUCCGACUCGGUUGAGAGGCUGAACCCACACGGUCCCAUGGACUUGAGUCAAACCACGACCUCCUGUCUGGAAGUGGUAGCUUCUACCCUGCGAACUUUGGGGGUGGAAAUACUGGACGAGGAUCAACGCGUCAGUCCCGUUGCUGGAGUGGCAUUAACGGUCGUCCUCGUCCUCACCAUAUGCAUCCUGUCUCAUUGCGUCACCUGAACCAACAAUAGGAAUAGGACUACAGCAACAACUAAAUCUCCAGUAUCCAUAUAUGCUAUGCUAUAUGCAACAUAUGAAUUACUCUUUUGCUCAUUAUACAACAAGAAAUAAACA